This is a messenger RNA of Funneliformis caledonium, 1155 nucleotides long. The record is from the annotation of a GenBank genome assembly. NCBI's taxonomy places the organism in Eukaryota, Fungi, Glomeromycota, Glomeromycetes, Glomerales, Glomeraceae.
AUGGCUGACAAUGAAGGAAGAACUUGCGUUUAUGGCUUGAGACACCAAGCGAGGUGUCUGACAGCUGUUGUUGCAGAUUCAGAUCAUAAUAAAUUUUUAGUCGGUUCUCAAAGUUUAAAACGUGAAAACGAGGUUCAUCUACUUGAUUUUCGUGAAGAUGAGUUUGAGAUAACCAGUAGCGUGUUUCAACAUUCGGAAGAGGUUUGGGACAUUGCCUCUUGUCCUAUGCAAGACGAUCUUUUUUUCACUUGUUAUAAGAAAUUCAAUUCAAAUGUAAUUCAGUCUAAGGCUAGCUUAUGGAGAAUGAACAAUAUAGAAGCAAUAUCUGAAGAUUCAGAAACAAAUCCGCAGAGCCAACGUGCGCCAGUAGCACCAAGUUCACCUUUAGAGACCAUUUUUGAAGUAGACGGUGAUGCGUCAAUCAAAAAAGUUCUGUGGGAACCAAAGAAAGUUCUUACGAAUUUCGCUUCCAUUCAUGAUCAUGCCUUAAAUGUAUGGGCAUUAGGUGAUCAAUUUACAACAGCGAAGUUGUUAAAUACUUUUGAAUUCUCUUCAUCUACUGGGCCUUUGACAACUGGAGCAUGGAAUCCACAUCAACCAGAAAUUGCAAUUGGGAAGGAACGUUCUAUAUCUGGUUGGGAUAUUAAAUCACAAAGUCAGACAUUUAAUAUCAAUGGGGCACAUUCAAUACUUGUACGCGCGUUGGAUUUCAAUCCAAACAAACCAAAUCAUAUUGCCUCGGCUGGUGAUGACUGUAAAGUAAGAUUCUGGGAUAUUAGGAAUACUACCGAAAGUAUCAAAGAAAUAUCCGAUCAUACUCAUUGGAUUUGGGCAAUAGCAUAUAACAGAUUUCAUGAUCAACUUUUUUUAAGUUCUGGUUCUGAUUGUCAAGUCAAUCUCCAAAGUAUCGUUUCCAUUUCUUCAGCAAUGUUUCAAUAUAAUGAAUAUGACGAUAAUAAAUCCGAAGAUGGGUAUCAGGAAACAAUAAGUAGGCCAACCGAUGGUUUGGUGAGAACUUAUGAUCAACAUGAAGACAGCGUAUAUUCAGUUGCAUGGAGUGCUCAUGACCCUUGGGUCUUUUGUUCUUUAUCUUAUGAUGGAAGAGCUGUCAUUAAUAGAGUACCUAGAGAAGAAAAAUACAGAAUAAUUCUUUGA